CCUGCGAUGGCGUAUUCUAUACGCGUGCGCGAGAUAAGCGCUGCUCCGCACGCCCGUGUACUAUAUAUCUGGCUGGCAUCACGGAGGUUGAGCGCUUCUGGCGGUCACAGAUCCCCCUCGCCUCUUGCCUUAGCGCAUCAUCGUCGCGAUGAGCAGUUCAAGCCCGUACGACGACACGAAAAGCCUGUCGACUAGCGAGAAGAAGGACGACCACCAUGUGGAGGUCUCCGUCGCGCAGGUCGACACUGCGGCUGCGCUCGUCGCGGGGUCAGAGCACCCACUCGAUCCAGCUGAGGCGGCAAGGAUUCGCAAGAAAAUUGACGUGCAUAUCCUUCCCCUCAUGAUGGUUCUGUACUGGGUCCAAUUCAUGGACAAGACGACGCUUGGUAGCUCCGCUAUACUCGGUAUCCGCGAGGAUGCCCACCUUUCCACCAGCCAAUAUAAUUGGCUGGGGACGAUAUUCUACCUGAGCUACCUAGUCUUUGAGUUCCCGCAGAACUUGUGCCUGCAGCGCUUCCCUGUCGGAAAGUGGAUGAGCAUCAACAUCUUCGUGUGGGCCAUCGCCAUCUGCUGCCAUGCGGCUUGCAAGAACUUCGCCGGCCUCUUCGUCGUCCGCAUCCUGCUCGGAAUGUGUGAAGGUUCAAUUACCGCGGGGUUUAUGAUUGUCACGUCCAUGUUCUACACUCGCGAGGAGCAGACAUUGCGCGUCGGGUACUGGUUCCUGAUGAACGGUACCGCGCAGAUUAUCAGCGGCUUCAUCGCGUUCGGCAGUCUUCAUAUCCAAACGCACGGCUUCGCACCGUGGCAAUGGCUCAUGAUCAUCACGGGUAUCAUCACCCUGAUUACAGCAGUGUCCUUCUGGUUCUUGUUCCCAGACUCGCCGACUACGGCAUGGUUCUUGACCCAGCAGGAACGCGCGAACGCAGUCCUCCGUAUCAAGGACAACCAAACCGGUGUCGAGAACAAACACUUCAAGAAGGAGCAGUUGAUUGAGGCCCUUACCGACCCGAAGACGUGGCUCUUCGCGCUGCUCGCCGCGAUGAACAACAUUCCCAACUCGCUCACGAAUCAGCGGUCGAUCAUCGUGGCCUCGUUUGGGUUCACGACCUUGCAGACUACACUUCUAGGCUGUGUCGAUGGCCUCGUCGAAAUAGUCACGAUCUGGACGGGUGUGACCAUCGCAGCCAAGAUUCCGAAUAGUAGAGCCUACGUCGGGAGCAUAUACCUGAUCCCGAAUAUCCUCGGUGUCUUCCUCAUCAACUUUCUUCCCUGGAGCAAUAAGGUCGGCCUCUUGUUCUCCGUCUGGAUCACUGGUGUCGGCACUACUGGGUUCGUCCUUGCCCUUGGCUGGAUUGGCGCGGUGACGGCCGGUCACACCAAGAAGGUGACAACGAAUGCUAUGGUGCUGUCCGCGUACUGCAUCGGCAAUGCCGCGGGACCUUUCAUGUGGGAGGAGAGGUACAAGCCUCGCAACCACAUCCCAUGGAUCAUCAUUGGCAUCUGCUACGCCUGCUGCAUCGUGAUCAUGCUCUCCAUCCGCCUACUGUUGUCGCGCGAGAACAAGCGUCGCGACCUUGAGCCGCGGGACACAACUUACGACGAUGUCUACAUCGAGCGCGUCAUUGACGGGAAGGUCAUGCAGGUCAAGGUUGAGAAGGAAUUCCUCGACCUCACAGACAAGCAGAACAGGGAGUAUAGAUAUGUUUUGUAAACCGCAUUCGGCAAUUGUAAAGGUAGAUGGGAGAUGAUAACGAUCAUGCAUCUCGAUCA
Molecule: messenger RNA, 1770 nt
Organism: Schizophyllum commune H4-8
Lineage: Eukaryota; Fungi; Basidiomycota; Agaricomycetes; Agaricales; Schizophyllaceae
Product: MFS general substrate transporter
Exons: 19
Coding region: 149-1711 (520 amino acids)
Biological process (GO): transmembrane transport
Cellular component (GO): membrane
Molecular function (GO): transmembrane transporter activity
Source: RefSeq, a predicted model, not a curated record